AUGCAAGCCGUCCAAGCGUCCCCCGAGGGCGCACAUGCUCCCAACGCCUUCGCCUCGCCGCCUCGCCAAAAGGGCUCGUCCUUGGCCUCGAUUGCCAUCUCGUCCUUUGCUGCUUUUCGGUCCCAGUCCUCGCAACCUGUGCCUGUCGCUGUCCUCCAGUCCCCGGUCCGCAGAAAGCCCCUUCCCGCGAAUUCCCCCGUAGUUGGUCGCUUUACUGUCGAUCAACAAUCUAACCUCCCAUCUGCUGCUGCACCUGAUAAGAGCGUUGAUCUCGCUGCUCAAAGAGGACGCGCCCCCGACACCGUGCUGUCGCCGCCAGUCACUGACGAAGACCUCUUCCUGCCCCGGAACCUCGACGACAACCCACAUGGAAGGACCCCUCUGACGGCAACCGCACCCCGCCAAUUCUCCGAACGUGAUCGUGGGAGCUCGCUCUUCGUCGCAACGCGAGAACCCCCGACCGCCCCAACCGUACCGUCUGCCGCGCGGCAUGAUCGAUCGGCCAGCGGCAUCCAACUCCAACGACAGAGCAAGACCGAGGCGCUGAAGGCCUUUGGCAUCCGGGGAGCACACGCCCGAUCCCCUACCAUGCCGAACAUGCCAGUGUAUAACAACGCAUCGCAACCGCCGCCAGACCUCAAACUCGACUUGAACGGUGUCACGGAAGAUUUCAUGGACGACUACAACUACGGUCCCGAGGACCCUUCACUUACCCGCCAAAACACAAAACCCAAAUCACCCAGCGGAGGAGGAUUCACCUCCUUCUUUGGUUGGAACUCGCGUCCCCAAAACGAGCCCGCGUCGCCAGCCACCGCCUUCUCAGAACACUCAUCACCCGACUCUCCACGCUACAGACAACCCGGCAUGGGCUCCAAGUCAAAACCCAACGGCCUAGACAUUCCGGCCGCCAAUUCGCUCGGCUCGUACUUUACUGUCCCCGGAACUCCACUUCUAUCAUCAUCGCCCCAGAUGAACGCUCACGUAGAAGAGCUGGAGCGCGAGUUGCGCGAGGUCAGCUCCGAGCUUGCUGCCUCGAUACAAAGAGAGAUGGAGCUAGAAGACGAGGUCGAGCGGUGGAAGGCAGAGAGCUCCACUGCCAUGUCUGACAAUCGUAGGACGAGCGACUACUACUCGGAUUCUGGCACAAGCUCUAUCCGCUUCCCAAUCAGCGAUCCCGAGAGCAAGCUCGAAGAGGUCGAGAUGCAACGAAGGAAGGCAGAACAGGCGCGUGCAACAAUAAAAAUGCAGAUGGCAGAACGCUUACAAGAUGAGCUGCGACGCCGAAGAGAUCUAGAGGAGCAAGUGCAACAACUCGAAGACCAGGUUGGCGACAAGUCAAGGGCAGGCUCAGUCGUUGAGACACCCAAGGUCAAAGAGCUCUCCAUGUCGCUCGAGGAUGCGAAGAGGCGCUUGGCUGAGGAAAGGCAGGUCAAGGAAAACUUCGAAGACCUCCUUACAGCACUACGCGAUGAAUUGGAGAAGCAUCGCAACGAGGCCGACAACCUGCGCGACGAAGUGGUACCCCAACUCCGGGCGCGGCUUGAAGUGCUUGAAGGAGAUGCUGCCGACACAGAAAAGCUCGUGUACGAAACUACUCGUAUGCAACAGGAGAUCCAACAACUUAAAUCCGAGAACGAGUCGCUUGUUAAGCAAAGGAUGAUGCAACAACAAGCACCACAACAGUCCCGGGUCCAGUCUAUUCAAGAGGAAGGAGAUCUCGGCCCUUUACCUAAUCUACGAGUCGGUCUAACCCGCUCGAACUCGCUAGCCCGUAGCUCCGCUGGCCUCAACUCGAAACGAGGCUCAUUAUCACGUUCUAACUCCGUCAAGGACAGAUCGGGGGAUGUAUCACCAGUCGGUGCACCGACGGUCAGCAACCCUAUGAAGGAGCUGGAAGAGCAACGGGAUGCACUCCACAAGGCAUUAAAACACAUCUUGCAACGGCAAGAGCUGCAGCAGAAGGAAUUCGCGCGCCGCAUCAAAGAGGUAGAGGCUGAGAGGGACGCUGCUCUGAACCUCACUCCUCGCCGGACUGCGUUCCACAAAGAGGUUACAGUCCUCAGACAGGAAGUCAACUCUUUACGCCGCCGAGCCGACGAAGCACUUGAACAGAAGUGGCAAUGCGAGAAGGGUCUUGGUGGACUGCGAAUGGACCUGGAUCGUGCACAGCAAGAAACUGGUUCCCUUCGCGAGCUGCUCAGAGAACACGACAUCUCGAUACCCGAGAUCCGGAUAGAAAACGAACCUUUGGCCUUGGACAAGGCCUACAACGAGCUACGAACUACUCAUGCCCUCUCGCUUGCUCGCGUCAAGCAACUUGAGUCGAGCGACGGAGAUGCACUCGGCGCUGCCGGUGCCGAAGCUGAACGAACUCUGGACCUCUUGAAACAGAGCAUUUCUGAUGCAGAGGCAGAGCGCGAUUAUGCGCAGAACGAAGCCGAGCAGUACCGCAAACAGGCUCGUGCCCUUCAACAGUCCGAGAUCGAACACUUGGGCAGAGAACAAGAGCUUAGCAAGGAGCUGUUUGCUGCAGCCACCCGCAUGGACGAGCUCUCUGCUAAGAUCCAGCAGCAACUCACUGCCAACAGCGCUCUGCGCAAACGUCUUACUGACGCGAUCAUGCGCGGAGAACAGGACCAACGCAGGUCAACAGAGCAAAUCAUCCAGCUGGAGAAGAGGCUCAAGGCAGCAGAAGACAAGGUCAUGCUCGCCCAACAGUCUUCAGAAGACGCUGUCGCGCGCCACGAAGACGAGGUUCAGGCUAUCAAGGAAAGCCACACCAACCACCUGCGCCGUGUCAAGUCCGGACUCCUCAGUCCUUCGGCGUUCUCUCCCAGGCUUCCAUCGUCCCCUGUCUUCUCGCAACGGUCUCCUCGUCUUGACGUAACUUCAAGUGGACCCGCCAUGAGCCUAGCUGAAGCCACCAAGACGGAGUCGCUUGAGAAGCGCGUAGAGGAGCUCGAGAGGGCUCUUCGCGAUGCCGAUCACGAGAUGGAGGAAGUCGUUGGCCGCAUGAACACUGCUCAGAUGGAGGUCGCUGACCUGCAAUUCGAGAGGGAUGAGGCUAUGAGGCAGACACGCAAACUGCAAGCCGAGAUCGUCGCCGAACGCGAAAAGGUCAAGGCUCUAAUGGCCACGACCGCAUAA
Messenger RNA from Alternaria novae-zelandiae, 3147 nucleotides. RefSeq lists its product as uncharacterized. The transcript has 3 exons. Bases 1 to 3147 code for a protein of 1048 amino acids. The record is from RefSeq and is a predicted model, not a curated record. NCBI's taxonomy places the organism in Eukaryota, Fungi, Ascomycota, Dothideomycetes, Pleosporales, Pleosporaceae.